Peronospora belbahrii is the source of this 963-nucleotide messenger RNA. NCBI's taxonomy places the organism in Eukaryota, Oomycota, Peronosporomycetes, Peronosporales, Peronosporaceae. The record is from the annotation of a GenBank genome assembly.
AUGCACGGACGUGUCAAGAGCGUCGAGCGCGAGAAGCAGCAACACAAAACAGAUGAACAGCGCCAGGAAGAGCUCUCCAAGGUGUGUAUGUACCACGAGGUAGCAGAGAAAGUGCUAGAAAUGAAGAAGCAGCAAUGUUACGAGCCCAGCGUUUUACCCCUGACCAGUCACUUGCUGCUCUUAAAUCCUGAAUUCCACACAAUUUGGAACUAUCGCCGCCAAGUGAUUGACGCGCUUUCCGAAAAAGCGGAAAAUCCAGUAGCUCAAAUGCAAGAAAUGGCCAAAACGGAACUUAAACUGACGAUGGACGCGUUACAACGAAAUCCCAAAUCCUACUCAGCUUGGUUUCAGCGAAAAUGGAUUAUUGAUCGUGGACAGGGAGACCUAAAAAAGGAAAUUGGAUUGUGUGAUAAAUUACUGGAACUCGACGAGCGUAAUUUUCACUGCUGGACCUACCGUCAUUAUGUGUGCAAGAUGGCUGGACUGUCCAAGAAGGACGAGUUGGCGUUUACGACGCAAAAGAUUGAACAAAACUUUUCAAACUAUUCAGCACUGCAUUAUCGCAGCCUUACACUGCCGCAACCGUUGACGGCAACAAUGCUGUUUGAUGAGAUUGAUUUGGUGCAGCAAGCUGUGUUCACAGAGCCAGAUGACCAGAGUGCGUGGUUUUAUUAUCGCUGGCUGUUAACAUCCAUGUUGAAACUGGUGGAGUCGUCUGCAGAGGACACGGCUGGAUUCAUAAAGAGCCAAGUACACUGGCUAGAGGAAUUACUGGAGAUGGAGGCGGAAGCAAAGUGGGUCGUUGUUACGCUAGCUGAUCUGCACUACCGUGCAGGUGCGAUUUCAGGGGUUGAUGGCUGGCAAGAAUCGAAGAAACAAAGCGUAGAGCUGUAUGAACGUGCAAUGAAACUUGAUCCCGAUCAUCGUCGAUACUAUGAGGACAUGAAGAAGAAAAAUGCAUGA